GAAACCCCAGCAGUGGAGACUCGAAGCAGCAGCUGGAUGUGAAACCACAAGUGCAUUUUACUUCUACUACCAGUUAGCUAGCUAGCUAGAUCAAAGAGCUGUGUAUAACACUGGACAUGGCGAGCGAGUGUAUUUUCCGUUCCUUUGGUUUUCCGUUGUGUUCACUUUGAGAGUCUUGUGGGUCCCCCCCCCAGUCAUGUAGCAGAACCGUUACCGCUAACUGCACGAUCACGGAAUCGCCGAGUAGGCCUCUGUAAUGCCUCGGAAUACGGCACAAGCUUGAGCCGACCGAACUGUGGUCGAGACAGCUGGUUUGUUGUGGAACAUUGCCGAGAUAGAGAGACCAGUGUGUCUUCAUAGCGUUGUCUGUGCUCUCGGAUUGAGAGAUGCUUCCGCCGUCGAGAAGGGAUUUUGUAUCUCUGGCUCUUGCUGAAAGUAGAGGUUACACGAACGGCAAGCAGCGCAGACAGUCUUGCUGGAGGAAAUGGAAGCAGCUAUCCCGCCUGCAGCGCAGUAUUGUCCUGUUUCUUCUGGCCCUGAUGCUGAUUGGUGGAUUUGCCUUGUAUCCCAGUCUUUCACCACAAUGGGGAGUAGAGGAGCACAAGGAAGAGAAGAAGCAGCCGUUUAUCAUAGACGUGAAGGACCAGGGCAGGCCUGUUCUACCCGAACCACGUUCAGAAAGGAGAGGCCUACGCAAGCGAGGGCCGCCCGCGCUGCAAAACCGCUUGCAGGGCAGGGGGAACAGCUCUGAGGUCCGGCUCAAGAAUGCGCAGGAAGAGGAGGAAGGUAAACCACUCAUCAGCUGGCAUGGGGCUGUGAUUGAAGCAGAGCAGGCCACUGACCCAAAUGCCAAGGAGAAAGAGAAGGCAGUGGAACCCGAGGACCCGUCAGUGCUACAGCUAGAAGAGAGCAGGCUGGAGGCGGUGAGGGAGGCCUUCAGGCAUGCUUGGAAGGGCUACAAAGAGUUUGCCUGGGGUCACGAUGAGCUCAAACCUGUUUCGAAAUCUUAUACGGAAUGGUUCGGGCUGGGCCUGACCCUUAUCGACGCAUUGGACACUAUGUGGAUCUUGGGUCUGAAAAAAGAGUUUGAGGAGGCCAGGGAGUGGGUGGCCAAAGAGCUCACCUUUAACAAGAACGUAGAUGUGAACCUGUUUGAGAGCACCAUACGCAUCCUGGGUGGUCUGCUCAGCACCUACCAUCUGACCGGUGACGCACUGUUUCUGGAGAAAGCUAAAGACUUCGGCUCCAGGCUGAUGCCCGCCUUCAGCACCCCGUCCAAGAUCCCCUACUCGGAUGUGAACAUCGACAAAGGUACGGCCCACCCACCCCGCUGGACUUCUGACAGCACCAUGGCCGAGGUGACCAGCAUCCAGCUGGAGUUUCGGGAACUCAGCCGCCUCACUGGAGACCCCAAAUACCGGGAGGUAGUUAUGGAGGUGAUGAGGCGGGUGCACAGGCUGGAGGGGAAACACGACGGCCUGGUGCCCAUGUUCAUCAACACCAACAGCGGGCAGUUCACGCACGUGGGCGUCUACACGCUGGGUGCCCGUGCAGACAGCUACUACGAGUACCUGCUCAAACAGUGGAUCCAGGGCGGAAAGAAGGAGACUGAGCUGCUGGAGGACUACGUGCAGGCUGUGGAGGGCAUUCAAAAGAACCUGCUGAAGAGGUCGUCUCCUCUUGGCCUCAUGUUCGUGGGCGAGCUGUCUCACGGACACUUCAGCCCCAAGAUGGACCACUUGGUGUGCUUCCUGCCCGGCACGCUGGCGCUGGGGGUGCACCACGGCCUGCCGGCCGAGCACAUGGAGCUGGCACGCCAGCUCAUGGAGACGUGCCAUCAGAUGUACGUGCAGAUGGAGACGGGUCUGAGCCCGGAGAUCGCCCACUUCAACACACAGGCGGACAGUAUCCAAGACGUGGACGUCAAACCUGCAGACAGACACAACCUCUUGCGGCCAGAGACUGUGGAGAGCCUCUUCUACCUGUACCGAUUCACCAAGGACAGGAAGUACCAGACGUGGGGCUGGGAGAUCCUGCAGAGCUUUAACAAGUACACCAGGGUUGACACAGGUGGCUACACGUCCAUCAAUAACGUGCGAGACCCCACAUCUCCCAGCCCACGGGACAAGAUGGAGAGCUUCUUCCUGGGUGAGACGCUCAAAUACUUCUACCUGCUGUUUUCAGACGACUCCAACAUUAUAAACCUGGACAAAUACGUGUUCAAUACAGAGGCCCAUCCUCUGCCUAUAUGGCCGCAGACAGAUUGAUGGGAGUACAGGAGUGCAUGCAUGCACGUGCGUACACACACCAUUCAGGGUC
Molecule: messenger RNA, 2319 nt
Organism: Electrophorus electricus (electric eel)
Lineage: Eukaryota; Metazoa; Chordata; Actinopteri; Gymnotiformes; Gymnotidae
Gene: man1b1b
Product: mannosidase, alpha, class 1B, member 1b
Biological process (GO): carbohydrate metabolic process; mannose trimming involved in glycoprotein ERAD pathway
Cellular component (GO): membrane; endoplasmic reticulum
Molecular function (GO): mannosyl-oligosaccharide 1,2-alpha-mannosidase activity; calcium ion binding
Source: RefSeq, a predicted model, not a curated record